CUCAUACUCUCAGACACCGACGGAAGUUCGACACGGAAAUUGGGAAGCCGACCGCCAAGCCGACCGACUUCGACACAGCGACAGUCGCGAACCUGCGAUUCUUGGCCGCCUCCCGACCGGUUCCCGGCUCCCCGGCCCUACCCAUUCACAGUGGACCUGCCGCCUGCGAUUCUGAUUCUUCCCAGUUCCCAGACUCGCGGCCCAUUAUUAUUUCACAAGCGGCCUCUCUUAUAAUCUGGUCCCUCUUUUUCUACAGGAUUAGUAUGAAAUUAGGUAUGAAGUUGUUCGAAAACGAGGAUGAUGAUGAUGAUGUAGAGCUGAGCAAAAUAAAGAUGAAUGAGGAGUUUGCUCGCCGGAUCGAGCAUAACAAGAAGAGAGAAGACCUUCAGAUAUUCGAAGAGUUGAAGAAGAUGAGGAGCCUGAAGAUGAACACGACGGUGAUAGUUUUGGUA
Cuscuta europaea is the source of this 452-nucleotide messenger RNA. NCBI's taxonomy places the organism in Eukaryota, Viridiplantae, Streptophyta, Magnoliopsida, Solanales, Convolvulaceae. The record is from the annotation of a GenBank genome assembly.